Molecule: messenger RNA, 756 nt
Organism: Melampsora larici-populina 98AG31
Lineage: Eukaryota; Fungi; Basidiomycota; Pucciniomycetes; Pucciniales; Melampsoraceae
Exons: 2
Coding region: 1-756 (251 amino acids)
Source: RefSeq, a predicted model, not a curated record
AUGGGUCAAGACGGCAAAGACCUUGCGGCCGAAUCCGUUGAUCAAAAUAUGGAGUCUAUAUUAUUGGAUAAAUUCCAAGGACAACUUCCUUACAACCUAGGCCCGGCGAAUAUGGCAUGUCAGCAUUGUGGUGCACUACGUUGGCCGCAAGAGAGAACAAAUUACGAGACCGCGCGAAAAAGCAAUGUUUUUUCUAACUGUUGUAAGCAAGGGGACGUCACUAUCCCCUUGGCGUACUUUGAAGGCUCAACGUUACCGGAAGAACUGAUGGGAUUGUACACUGGAAUCGACCCAGAUUCAAUUGACUUUCAUAAGGAUCUUUCUGUCUAUAACAAUCUGGUUUCUUUCGCAUCUCUUGGGUCUCACGUGGACAAUUCCGUCGCAGGCCAAAAAGGGACUUAUUGCUUCCGAGUUCAUCGUCAACUGCAUCAUAACUUAGGCUCAUUGUUACCUCAAGAUCCAAAUAAUCCAUGUUUUGCGCAAAUAUUCAUUGUAGGGGAUGGAGCUGAGGAAGAAGUCAAGAUGCGGCAAAGUCAGGCGACGAAGAAGAAAAAAGACAUCAACAUCAAUCUACUAAAACGUCUUCAAGAUAUUGUGAAUAAGUUUAAUCCUAUCGCUGUUUUCUUGAAGGAUAAUGCAGAAAUUAUCAAUUCGGAUGAUACCACUCAAGUUAUCUUAAAGUCUCUGCCUCCUGGUAAACGCGAGAUGAAAACUUACAAUAAGCCUAGACCAUCAGAUGUAGCGGCUUUGAUAUGA